CUGGCGGGUCAGCAGCAGCAGCAGCUCAGCAGUGAUCGGCGGCGUCCCUCCGCACCAUCACGUCGCCACCUUGAUCUGCCCCUGACUGGACCUUCCCGCCGCCACCAUGGGAUGCGAGGAGGAGGUGCUCAGGAUCAAGAAGAAGCUGGACAAGAUGACGGCCAGCGAUGGGGACCAGACGCAAGCCCUGGACAUACUGAAAACUCUGCAAGGGCUCCCUAUCAACUUCCAAGUGCUUUCAAAAACCCGCAUUGGCAUGACUGUGAAUGCCUUGCGAAAAGCUUCUUCUGACGAGGAGGUCAUUUCUACCGCUAAACAACUCAUCAAGAACUGGAAGAAGUUUGUUCCAGACAAGAAAGAUGAUGAGAAGGAGAGCAAGGAAGAAAAGAAAGAGAAGAAGGAGGACAAAAAGGAAGUGAAGAAUUCCAACAACAGCAGCAGCAGCAGCUCUCGUCCGGCCUCCUUUCCCUCCUCCUCCAUGCCCAAUGACAUGCGCAUGAAGUGUCGGGAGAUGCUAGCCAAUGCCCUGAAGUUGUCAAGUGUGGAUGAUCCUGUGGACACUAUUGAGAACCUGUCCGAGCAGAUAGAAGAGGCAAUAUUCGACGAGUUUGGCAAACCAGAGGCAGCCUACAAGAACCGACUUCGAUCUCGAAUUUACAACCUUAAAGACAGCAAGAACCCACAGCUUCGAGAAAAUGUGCUGAGAGGGGCUAUCAGCCCGAAGAGACUGGCCACUAUGAGCUCUGAGGAGAUGGCCAGUGCUGAGAUGAAGGCCCUGCGUGAGAAGUUCACCAAGGAAGCCAUUGAUGACCACCAGCUUGCAGUGGCCCAGGGCACCAAGACAGAUUUGCUUAAGUGUGGCAAAUGUGGCCAACGAAACUGCACCUACAAUCAGAUGCAAACCAGAAGCUCUGAUGAACCUAUGACCACCUUUGUGUUGUGCAACCACUGUGGGAACCGCUGGAAAUUUUGCUGAGCUUCUUCUCUACACCUCAGCAAGGUUGUAUGGAUGCUGACACUUUCUAUUUUUCAUCGGCUGUUUCACUGAUUGAUAAAGUUAAUUAGGUUUCACUUGAAAAAUGCCCACAUAAGUUUGUUCUGGAUUCUCCCUAGUAGCUCUAGAAGGACAAAGGUAUGUUUAGCUCUGUCUCUUCCAAGGACUGCAGGCAAUUUAUAUUCUUGCAGACUUUUGUUCACUGCCUUAGAAGGCAGAGCUGAAUACUGGGUACAUUCAGUGGUAGAUGUAAACAGUUCAUAUUAAUCUAGGAAGACAUGAAUUAUCUAGGUAUGCAUUCACAAGAUUAAAAUUUUUUUAAAGUCCUCAUGCUAAAAACAAAAGAAACUUAGUCAGAAUUGUUCAUUGCUUUUAAUUCUGGUACUUCUGUAAAUGAUGUGUAUGUAAUCUGUGACUUGAGUCUGUUCUAGAAUAGAACAUUGUGUACAACUGUGUAGCAUUCUCUUGCAUCAGCCUGGUCAGUGUUCAAAAUACUUCUGUGUUGUCAGGUUCAUGGGAAUUAUAGGAAGUAUAAAAUGCAGGUUUGAUAUGAAAUGCUGGACUUGGGCUCCCUUAUGUAACAUGUGAUUAGGUGAACAGUCAAGUUCAUCCUAAGAGUAGUUUGCUCUUUUUUCAGUGCUGUAUCAUCUCAAAUCUGUAAAUAUAUUUCCUGAGUGAAACUCAGGAAUAUAGCAAUGUCAUUAUUUUGCAGUGAUGAAAAUGAUGAAAUGUAUGUAGUAACUAAAAAAAUCUAGCCUCUUUUUUCUGGUUGGUAAUGCAAUAGAACCUUGAUUUAUCAUGUUAAAAUAAAGGCUGUAUUCAAUUGAUCUCACAAUAAAUUAGUGUUGUUUCUGGGAAAUUACCUUAGUUGGGUACUGAAACAGAAUGCCCAAAACAAGAUUUUAUUGACUAAUAUUCAAGAAAUACAUUUGCAAUAAAAAUUCCUGCAGUGAACUAAGAUAAAGCCACUACAUAGCAACUCACUAGACCCUGCUUGCUGGCUGGUAUCAGUGAUCACCCUCAUGUCAAGACCAACAAACCCAGAUCCACUUCAGCCUAUUAUAAUUAGAUAAUAUAUAUUAUAAUAUAUAAUCAGAUCAGUGUCUUGUUUAAUUAUAAAAAAAAAUUGCAUUCAUAGAUUAUCUCUGCAUAAAUAUUACAAUAUGAACAUUUGUGCUCUAGGGUUGCUGGUGUAGUAGCUGGAUGGAAAUAAUUUACAUACACUGUUAAAGAGUGAUGACUGAAGGCCAGUUCUCCUAGACAUGAGUGUGAGAACCAAGGACAGGAGAAUUGGGGAGACAUGUUGACGCUGCUUGAGCUAUGAAGUACAAGAGAAUGGUGCAGAAUUUGGGUUUAUUUUAACAUAACAUCUUAGAUUUGAUGUAAAACAGGAAGAACUCAAAAAUAUUCAUGAAUUGUACUCAGUUCUAGGCUGCUGCAUUAGGUUAUAAUGGUUAUAUAGACAAAGGGUUCUAUUGUAUUCUGUUGACCUUAUUAUUUUGGCCACUGCUGCUAAAACUGCACCAGAUGCCUUCUUGUUUUGCAGGUUUAUCAUGUAGGCAGCAUCUGAAGAUUUCCUUAUGUUGAAAAUUUCCAUUGCUGAAUACACAAGUACCUCACUGUCUUGUUAUUGUUGGUAGUUGCAUUUUCUUACCCACAUAACUAACAACUAAUUUAGAGAUUCUUGUGAAAUAUAUUUACAGAAUAAUAUAUUACUAGUGCACACUAGUGGUAGUGCUGAAAUGGCUUUUAAUGUAAUGAAUGAUUUAUUUUUUCUUUUAUUACAGUUCCAAUCCAAAUGGGUAUAUCAAGCAGGUUUUGCUUUAGAUGUUACAUUUCAACAUUUCAUUAAUUCUGUCUGACAAUGUAAGAUACAGCUUGUAAAAUAAGCUGCACAAGGCAAAAGCUGUCAUCUGGUCUGGAGUGUGUAUAAAUGUGUGGCAAGCUUUAUAUAGGACCAAUAUUUUUUUAAUUGGACUCAUUAACUUGAUGCUUGACUUUGGACUCCAGCACCUCUUGUCAAUACAAAUGUACCUGUCA
Molecule: messenger RNA, 3034 nt
Organism: Eriocheir sinensis (Chinese mitten crab)
Lineage: Eukaryota; Metazoa; Arthropoda; Malacostraca; Decapoda; Varunidae
Gene: TfIIS
Product: transcription elongation factor S-II-like
Exons: 7
Coding region: 107-976 (289 amino acids)
Biological process (GO): transcription elongation by RNA polymerase II; DNA-templated transcription
Cellular component (GO): nucleus
Molecular function (GO): nucleic acid binding; zinc ion binding
Source: RefSeq, a predicted model, not a curated record